Molecule: messenger RNA, 1742 nt
Organism: Ectocarpus siliculosus
Lineage: Eukaryota; Phaeophyceae; Ectocarpales; Ectocarpaceae
Source: the annotation of a GenBank genome assembly
AUGGUGCCACCCAGGAACAAGCAGCAGAGCACCACCAUCGGCUUCGACGGGUUCUCCCAGCGGUCCUCUUGCGAGAGGUCGUCGACGUCAACAUGCGGGGUUGGCGACGUGAUUCUAGAGUUUUGCACUCCCGGCGCUCGAUCCCCGAUAGACUUCGUCGACGCAACAACGGCGGCGGCGGCAUCCUGCCGCGGGAGGCCUUGCGGGGGAAACACCACCUGCUACGCACACGGCAGUAGCAGAGAUGUGCGGCCACCGGUCUUGUUGCGACAGCAGUCGGCGCCGGCAUCGUCGACGGCACGACCGUCGGCCGAGGCCAGCGUCUACACGGGCAAGCACCACCGCAGGACGUCGACGCCGCCGCUGGACGGCGCGCGUCUGACGCUGCUGGGCGUGUCCAAGGCGCUCAACACUCCCGUCCAGGACAACUGGGAGGUGGCCCGGGCGUUGCUGGAGUCCAACACCGACCUCCGGACAAGAAACGACCGCGGGAUGACCCCUCUGCACUUGGCAUGUUCAACUGGAGAGGUGGACGCGGCGAAGGUGCUGCUUCUCGCCGGCGCGGACUCCCACGCGAGAGACCACAGGUCUCGGUGCCCGCUGCACAUGGCGGCCUUGUCGGGAAAGUCGGAGUUGGUGUCCUCCCUGCUCACGUGCGGUGCGGACCCCAACAAGGCGUCCGACCUCGGCACGACGGCACUCCACAACGCGGGCUUUACUCCCUUGCACGUGGCGGCAAGGUGCGGGCGCUUGACUGCCCUGAGGGCCCUCCUGGACGCCGGCGAGGCCGUGGACUCGCCGUCCACCCCCGCGGGCACCACCCCGCUCCACCUCGCGGCCGGGUUCUCGCGGCUGAGCUGCGUGGAGGAGCUCCUCCUGCGCGGCGCCGACCCUUCGAGGAGGAACAAGCGCGGCGCCACGCCGCUGGACAUGGGCGGGCCCGAGACGAUGAGCGGCAAGGCCAAGCUCGCCAGGGAGGCGUUCGAGAAGAAGCUGGCGGAAGGGGAGCGGGUGAGGCUCGCCCUGACGAGCGCGCAGAGGUGGCAGAGGAAGCGGGGCAUGGUGCUGGUGUGCGAGACUCUCCGCAAGAGGGCUAACGCUGUCCUCGCGCUUGCUGAUGGCGCAUCCGACGGGGGUGCGUUGGCAGGGAGGGAGCGGCUCGAACGCGACCAUGGCGACACCAAGCGCCGCUUUAGGCGUUCCCUAGCUGGCGGGUCGGUCGCAUCGGCCGUCCCUUCUCAGGGGUGGCUGGUCGCGCAGCUCUGCGUGCAUGCCGACCCCGCGUUGAUGAAGGGCGUCAUUGAGUUUUUGUGAGGCCGCGCGUGCCGCGCAGGGGACAGCAGCAGUCGUUUCGCAGGAUUCGUAAGAGGCCCGCAGGACCCUCGUAGAUCGUCGGCGAUAAAUGGUGGUGGAGCUGUUUCGGAACGCGAAUUUUCUGUGUGGUAAGAUAGUUCGUCCCACUUCAUAGUUUGUUUUAAUAUUUGUUCGGCUCCAAAGAGCCAAAAGGUUGUGUUCGCAGUAGUCACACACUGCUUGUCGUACUAACACUGCUGUUGGGCCGUGGAGUUUCCCUCUCCGGCCCCACCUUGAUUUUGUCAAUUCAAGGGGAGGUACAAUAGUUCUGCUCUUUUUUCUCAUAUUUUUUAACUGCUGUUCGUCCGAAGUUAUCAUCCGAAUGAGGGGAUGCCAUGUACCAUAUCUUACUCUUUGGUAGGGAGGAGGUUUCGAAUCGUUGGUGCUUC